Messenger RNA from Mucor velutinosus, 1518 nucleotides. RefSeq lists its product as uncharacterized. Gene Ontology annotation, cellular component: membrane. Lineage: Eukaryota; Fungi; Mucoromycota; Mucoromycetes; Mucorales; Mucoraceae. The record is from RefSeq and is a predicted model, not a curated record. The transcript has 2 exons. Gene Ontology annotation, biological process: monosaccharide transmembrane transport. Gene Ontology annotation, molecular function: hexose transmembrane transporter activity. The coding region runs from base 1 to 1518 and encodes 505 amino acids.
AUGGACUCCAAGGAAGCAAGAUUCCCCAAGUACAUGGUAUACUGCGUUCUCAUGGCUUGUAUUGAAGCCUUCAGUAACGGUUGGGUCAUUGGUUCUGCCAAUGUGCCUGGCCUCGUCACUCACGAAUGUGAGCAUGGUAUGGAAAAAGUAGCUGCUAAAGGUCUUCCUGAUUGUUUGCCCAUGAACACUGCCCUUUGGGGUUUCGCCGUUUCCUCCUUCUGUGUUGGUGGCCUCAUUGCAUCUCUUUUCGGUGGUGCUGUUCAAGAAAAGCUCGGUCGUCGUUUGACCAUGAUUGUUAACAAUUCUGGUUUUAUUGUUGGUUCUCUGUUGUGUGCCGUUGCUGUUCAUCAAGCCAUGUUCAUCAUUGGCCGUAUUCUCUGCGGUCUUUCUUGUGGCCUUGGCUCUUUGGUUGUUCCUACUUACAUUGGUGAAGUUUCCACCAUCAAGGCUAGAGGUACCAUGGGUUCCUGUAACCAAUUCUUGAUCGUUAUCGGUAUUCUUUUGGCUUCCGUUAUCGGUCUCCCUCUUGCCACAGUGCCCCUCUGGCGUGUCAAUUACGCUAUUGCUGCUUUCCCUGCCAUCUUCCAAUCUGUCUUCUUCCCUACUUGUGUCGAAACUCCUCGUUGGCUGGUCGCACAGAACCGUAUUGAUGAAGCUCGCCACAGUCUUCAGAAGCUUCGCGGUAAUUAUAACAUUGACUCUGAGUUCUUUGAAAUGGUUGAAGGUAUCAAGGGUACUGCAGUUGCCAACACCUUGGUCCGUGGCGCUGAUAUCACUGGCGAUGAGGGUCUCAAGCUAUCUGAAUCCAAGGAGGCCGGUUCCUUUGAUGCCAACAACGAGGAGAAGGGUGGCAAUGAUAUUGACCACAAGACCUACUCUAUGAUCGAUGUCAUGAGAGAUCCUGUUACUCGUCGUAUUGGUAUUACUGUGUUCAUUCAUCACAUUAUCCAACAAUUGUCUGGUAUGAACGCUGUCAUGUAUUAUUCUACCAACAUUUUCUUGCUCGCCUUCAAUAACUCUCAAAGCAUGGCUCAGUUGAUGGCUAUUAUCACCACCAUUGUCAAUUUCGCUGCUACUAUCUUUGCUGUUUGUGUCAUUGAUCGUUUCGGCCGUCGUCCCCUGUUGCUCAUUGCCGAAGCUGGUACUUGUAUCUUCUCUGUUCUCUUGGUUGUUGGUUACAAGACAAAUACCCCUGGUCUUCUGAUUGCCUCUGUCUUCUUGUACGUCGCCUCUUUCGCUGUUGGUAUUGGCCCCAUUCCUUGGUUGAUUACCUCUGAAAUGACUCCCACUUAUGCUGCUUCAUCUGUCGGUGCUGCCUCUACCUGUAUCAAUUGGUGUAUGAAUUUCUUGAUCGGUCAGAUUUUCCCCGUUAUUUUCGCUGCCAUUCAAGGUUGGUCUUUCCUCAUUUUUGCCGUUAUUUGUGCUUUGGCUUUCUGCUUUACUUUCCUCGCUCUUCCCGAAACCAAGGGUCGCUCUCUUGAAGACGUUGUCAGAGGUUAUGAAAAGCAUAAGAAAUAA